Molecule: messenger RNA, 312 nt
Organism: Penicilliopsis zonata CBS 506.65
Lineage: Eukaryota; Fungi; Ascomycota; Eurotiomycetes; Eurotiales; Aspergillaceae
Exons: 2
Coding region: 1-312 (103 amino acids)
Biological process (GO): mitochondrial respiratory chain complex IV assembly
Cellular component (GO): mitochondrion; mitochondrial inner membrane
Source: RefSeq, a predicted model, not a curated record
AUGUCGUCUAUAUUGCGCAAGCUGCAAGGCGGAAACCUCGAGGUUUUCAAGUUCGGCACAUACGUUCUCUUCCCCAUCGGCUGGAUGUACUACUUCGGGACGAACCUUGACGAUCGCUUCACAGUCACCGGCUUCUGGCCCACCGCCGAACAAUCACACAAGAUCCCCCUUGAGCGGGACGAAAUAGAUCGCGAGAUUGCCCGGAUGCGCCGGGUGGAUGCGGUGAAGCUGGAGAGGAGAAAGGCGCGGGAGGCCUCGGAGGCUCAAGCGUUGGCACAGGGGCAAACAGAGACGAUGUCAAGCCAGGAGUAG